Loxodonta africana (African savanna elephant) is the source of this 4833-nucleotide messenger RNA. It is a transcript of the gene KSR1, whose product is annotated as kinase suppressor of ras 1. NCBI's taxonomy places the organism in Eukaryota, Metazoa, Chordata, Mammalia, Proboscidea, Elephantidae. Gene Ontology annotation, cellular component: endoplasmic reticulum; membrane; cytoplasm. Gene Ontology annotation, biological process: Ras protein signal transduction; protein phosphorylation. The coding region runs from base 2540 to 4237 and encodes 565 amino acids. The transcript is spliced from 15 exons. The record is from RefSeq and is a predicted model, not a curated record. Gene Ontology annotation, molecular function: ATP binding; protein kinase activity.
CCACUCGGCCUUUUGGGAACUCAGAAGCAGAGAUACUGGCAAAUGCCACAGGAAAUAGCUUUAAGACAGGUGGCCUUAGAGUGAGGCUGACCUCAUUCCAGCCAGCGGUACCCUCUGGGAGGUGCAGACCUUGGGUGUCGCAGUCCACACCAGCCCCAUGAUGAGCCUUGUGUGCACUUUGCCUGCUCCACAGGUGACCUCAGUGGCAGGGAGCAUUUGCCUGCUUGGUGCCAGGGUAAAGUGAUGCUCCCACGAGGGAGCCACCUGUCUCUUUGGUUUAGGUGGACUGACUCCAUCCUCAGAACCCCAGCCGAUGUCUCAGGAUCCCUGUCUUCAGGAGAGAGGCAUUCCAGGAGGCAGAAUGUGACUGGCUCUGAAUGAAGCCCAAGGGAAACCAAGCGCAGGAAUCGGAGGGUGCAAAUACCCGCUUGGAAGCGGAGGAGGCAGCCCAGGCAACCCUUGGCUCCCUUCUCCACCCCAACCCUACUUUGGGCGUAGGUUCUUGCACACGGCUGUCUGUGGGGCUCUCUUCAGUGAGUCAGGGCUGUGGGAAACAGCCAUGCCUUUUGAGCCUGCUUUUAAUUCUCUGAGCGGAAAUGCAGAGACAUCAAGUUUUCACCUGAGCAAAUAGUUUAUUUGUUCUAUCCAGAGCUGGCUAAGGAGAGAGCUUUGCUGACAGCAGGGUCUUGGAGAUAAGGAUGGAGUGUCGUAGGCAGUGAGUGCUGAAGUGGAGCUGGCUGCAGGAACACUCAGGGAGGCAUAGGGAGGAGGAAGGGAGAGCUGCACAUUCCCUUCUCCAGGGCACAGGCGGAAACUCUCAGGGCCUUGGAAGAGGAUUUCACAUCACCAGCCCUAGGAGAGCCCUGGCCCUCUCAUCCUCCCAGUUGCCAUGGUAGUGCAGGGACCAUAGUAGUGAGGCUGCUUCCCAGUCUUGCUGGGAAGGGAGGGUGAGACUUUCAGGGCCAUAUUUCCAUCUAGAUCAGGGACAGUCGAUGCCUGGCACAUUGCUCACGUCCCAUGCCUGUGGCAGACAUUACCAAUCAAUCAUUGCAUGCUUUCAGAGAUAGAUGGUUAAAGUCUCAUUUUCCCACAGUUUAUUUCUCUCAGGCUGGCAGCCUGACCACUUUUAGACCCCCAGGUCUGAGAACCCAUGUUAUGAUUGCUUUGGCUACUGAUUGGGAUUGGGUGGGCCUCAGGAGCAGGUCGGGAUGAGUCAGUCCCAUGGUAAAUGUGCCAGUAAGAGCUGCAGGUGAUAUGAUUGUGGGUUCCCAGGUCAGGAGAGCACAAGAGUCAUUUUUGUCCUGACCGGAACUCACCCUGGUUUGAGAGGAGUCAGUACCUCCAACAUCCUCUUCUCCUUGCAGUUGGCUUUGUGGUACUUGGCCUUAAGUGAGCCAGUACUUAAUGGGCACCAGCUGUGUGCCGCCCCUCAGGGGCCUACUGACUCAGAGAAGCAGCACUGUUUCUUGACCUUUCUGGGUCAUGCGUCCUUUUGAUAAUUGGAUGAAAGUCCCUAGAAAGCCUUUAACAUUCUGUUAACCAGUCCAGAGAGUUCACAAACCCAUCCAUGGGCUCUCUUGAGAACUGCCCCGGGCACAGACAGGCAGUGACAAGGACGUGUGUGUGUCUUUGUCUAUCUGCCUGUCAGUCUGUGAGGGGUGGCCGGGUUGGACACGUGGCUGUCAGGGGAUAGAAAGAUUGUUUCUUCCCGCACUACCUGAGCCUGUAAUGCCAUAAGCAAUAAGCACUCAGUGUCCCUGUUCUUACGAGGAAGCCCAGGAUUUGGAGGGGGAGAACCCAGGGCACCCUCCAGGAAGGCAAGCAGAGGGGUGCCUCAUGGCCCUUCUCUCGGUAGAGAGGCUGCCCGAGGCCUCCCUGAGUGAGGCUCACGCAGACUGACUUUGGUACCCGGUGGAGCUGGACCCGUGAGGGAGUAUGAAAGCUUCAUCUUGUCUUUGUUCUACCUGCCAAGAUCUGGCAAUGGUGGUUCCCAGAGGAAUAUUCUCCAGGUGCCUCCAGCUGGAAAGGUACUGGAUGAACUAUGUGGCUAACCUCGCAUUCCCCACUAAAGGUCAAACAGCUUCCACCCACUUAACAAGAAGUGACUGGAAUUAAACCCUCACCAAGUGGUGACCUAUAGGUGUGUCCACAAAGAGUGUGAGAGAUUGGGGCGUGUAGAGCCUUCUACCCUAACUUUGCUCUGGUGUCUGGCUCUCAAGCUGGCCUCUCACUGGAGCCGGGAUCUGUGCAGGGUUGGCAGCCUGAGCCGUCUGCUGAGGCGAGGCAGUAACCUUCGCUAGAGAAGCCGCCACGCCACGGACAGUCAUACUGUCCCCUGGGUCUAGCCUGGGUCUAGCUUGGCCUUUCCCUGUUUUGAUAGAUGUAGGUUCAGGGAAACAUUGCUCUACUGUGCUAUAAAUAACCGCACCACAUCCAGCCUUGACCUAGAAGGCCAUGGGUGCUAGCCGUCCAGGGCAGGGCAUCCUCACCUGCCCCACACGGCCUCUUUCCCACAGAUCUCCCGCAUGGGUCUCCACAGAUGGUACGAAGGGACAUCGGGCUUUCCGUGACCCACAGGUUCUCCACCAAAUCCUGGCUGUCCCAGGUCUGCCACGUGUGCCAGAAGAGCAUGAUGUUUGGAGUGAAGUGCAAGCACUGCAGGUUGAAGUGUCACAACAAGUGUACAAAAGAAGCCCCCGCCUGCCGAAUAUCCUUCCUGCCGUUACCUAGACUCCGGAGGACAGAAUCUGUCCCUUCAGAUAUCAACAACCCAGUGGACAGAGCAGCUGAACCCCAUUUUGGAACCCUCCCCAAAGCACUGACAAAGAAGGAGCACCCUCCGGCCAUGAGCCAUCUGGACUCCAGCAGCACCCCGUCCUCCACCACGUCCUCCACGCCCUCGUCACCAGCGCCCUUCCCGACGUCCUCCAACCCAUCCAGUGCCACCACGCCCCCCAACCCCUCGCCUGGUCAGCGGGACAGCAGAUUCAACUUCCCAGCUGCCUACUUCAUUCAUCAUAGACAGCAGUUUAUCUUCCCAGACAUUUCGGCCUUCCCACCGGUAGCUCCACCCCCUGAUGCAGCAGACAGUCCCCGGCUCAACGACCAGCCAAAAGCAGACGUGUUGGAGGAUCACGAAGCAGAAGCUGAGGAGCCGGAGGCUGGCAAGUCCGAGGCAGAAGAUGACGAGGACGAGGUGGACGACCUGCCGAGCUCCCGUCGGACCUGGCGAGGCCCGAUCUCACGCAAGGCCAGCCAGACCAGCGUGUACUUGCAGGAGUGGGACAUCCCCUUUGAGCAGGUGGAGCUGGGUGAGCCCAUUGGGCAGGGCCGCUGGGGCCGGGUGCACCGUGGCCGCUGGCACGGCGAGGUGGCCAUCCGCCUGCUGGAGAUGGACGGCAACAACCAGGACCACCUGAAACUGUUUAAGAAGGAGGUGAUGAACUAUCGGCAGACGCGGCACGAGAAUGUGGUGCUCUUCAUGGGGGCCUGCAUGAACCCUCCCCACCUGGCCAUCAUCACCAGCUUCUGCAAGGGGCGGACGUUGCACUCAUUUGUGAGGGACCCCAAGACGUCCUUGGACAUCAACAAGACGAGGCAGAUUGCCCAGGAGAUCAUCAAGGGCAUGGGCUAUCUCCAUGCCAAGGGCAUUGUACACAAAGAUCUCAAAUCCAAGAACGUCUUCUACGAUAAUGGCAAGGUGGUCAUCACGGACUUCGGGCUGUUUGGGAUCUCAGGCAUGGUCCGAGAAGGACGGCGUGAGAACCAACUGAAGCUGUCACACGACUGGCUGUGCUACCUGGCCCCCGAGAUCGUGCGCGAGAUGACCCCCGGGAAGGAUGAGGACAAGCUGCCAUUCUCCAAAGCUGCUGACGUCUAUGCAUUUGGGACUAUCUGGUAUGAGCUACAAGCAAGAGACUGGCCCUUUAAGAACCAAGCAGCGGAGGCCCUAAUCUGGCAGAUUGGAAGUGGGGAAGGGAUGAAGCGUAUCCUGGCCUCCGUCAGCCUGGGGAAGGAAGUCAGCGAGAUCCUAUCUGCCUGCUGGGCAUUCGACCUGCAGGAGAGGCCCAGCUUCCCUCUGCUGAUGGACAUGCUGGAGAAACUGCCCAAACUGAACCGACGCCUCUCCCACCCCGGGCACUUCUGGAAGUCAGCCGACAUUAACAGCAGCAAAGUGGUACCCCGGUUUGAAAGGUUUGGCUUGGGUGUCUUGGAGUCCAGUAAUCCAAAGAUGUAGCCAGGUGUUCAGUUUUUCUACUGCGAUUUCUUUAACUGUGUUUCUCAAACACCCAAACAACAAACAACCACAACAAAAAACAUUCUUCAAAACAUCGGCCACCCUCCUAAACCUGCCCAGCACUGCAAACCAGGAGCACGAGUCUUCAAUUCUGACUGUUCGUCCACAAAAACAUUUGGGUCCUGUGGAGAUGGAGUUGCACCUGCUUUUUCUUAAAAUGACGCCACCAACAACCAGACCUGUCCCGACAGACAGGAAAUGUUUACAUAUAUGUUUCUGCUGCGUGAACUCGAUGUUUUACAAUAGGUAAUAAUAAAGACUAUCAGUAUCUGUGCAUAGGGUGUGUGCGCCAUCUGCCAGGAUGGCGGAAGUGGCCAUACCUUCUGGAGGACCCUGUCUGCAGGGAGGGGCCCACACUGGGCCAGAGCAAGAAAAACAUCAUGAUUGUGGCUCUUCCCAGGGUAGGGCGGGGGGCCACAAGGUUCAGCCUGGCUUCUGCUUUGGCCCCAAACCCUGCCAGUGGGAAGUUCCUUCUUUAGGCUUCUCCUCUGACCCUAUCAAAGGGGUGCUGUCUCUUCCUCAUCUUACAGAGGAAA